CUCUAAAAAAAAACAUUACAACUACAGAGAACCAGGAAAGAAACAUUAAAAGAAACUAUUUGUCACCAGAAACAAGACGUUUAAUAUUUAGAUACAAUUUGCCUUGUCACGUAACAUCCACUGAAAGACAAACGUUUCAGGCGGACCCCUAAACUUUGUUCCUGUCCUGGAAAUUGUAUCCAUAAAGUUUGAAUUUGAACACUCCUACGGCAAAAAUAAUGGCGGCGGAUCAGAUUGUGCACGGGGUUCCUCCUCCACUGUCUGCCAAAGUGGUCGGGUCAUUUGCUUAUUUGACUGUGAGAGACAGAUUGCCGACCAUCCUGACCAAAGUUAUAGAUACAAUACAUCGCAACAAAAACAAGUUUUUUGAAGUAUAUGGCGAGGAGGGUAUCGUAGCAGAGAAGCAAACAAUAUCUCUGCUGUCUAAGAUGAGGAAUGAACUGCAAACUGACAAGCCAAUAGUAGCACUGACAGACGGCCUGCAAGACACAGAGUCCUGGAAUCAGUACCUGCAGAGACAUCAGAGUGUGCAAGGGGACCAGGAGUCUGUCAGCUGGUUCAAGUCUCCAUGGCUUUAUGUGGAGUGCUACAUGUACCGCAGGAUACAGGAGGCCCUCUGGCUCAACCCCCCUAUCAGUGACUAUGAUGUCUUUAAUGAGGGCAAGACUCAGAGCUUUUUUGAGUCUCAGCAGGCUGUGAUGACCUUAUGUACAUACUUGGAGGAUGUCAACAAGAACAUGGAGGAACUCGCUAAGAAUCAGCUGUUUGAGCAUUUUAACAAACUGCUACAGGUUUCUUUGUGGGGAAACAAGUGUGAUCUGUCUAUCUCUGCUGGCCAAGACAACUCACAGAAGAUCAGUCCAAUAGAUUCCCUCAACAGCCUACAGCCCUUCAUCUUGGUGGAUGACUCCAACAUGGUAUGGUCAACUCUUAUUUCCACCCAGAGGCCAGGACAACCAGGGAAAGCCACUGCAGGCAGAGUGGACAUUAUUCUAGACAAUGCUGGUUUUGAAUUAGUCACUGACUUGGUCUUUGCAGAUUUCCUGGUUUCCUCUGGCCUUGUCCAUGAGGUCCAUUUUCAUGGCAAAUCCUUCCCGUGGUUUGUCUCUGAUGUCACAGCUCAUGAUUUUCAGUGGACCAUUCAGCAGACCAUGGCGGCCAAUCACAAGUGGAUGUCCAAGUGUGGUGUCCAAUGGCAGAGCUACCUGAAAGAGGGUGUGUGGUCCUAUCAUGACCAUCCUUUCUGGACACAGCCCCAUGAGUUCUGUGACAUGGCAGCUGAUGCUCCUGACCUGUAUGCGGCCCUGCAGGGUACAGAUCUGUUGCUGUUUAAAGGUGAUCUUAACUACAGAAAGCUGACUGGGGACAGGGACUGGGAUCACACUGUGGGCUUUGAUACUGCACUACGAGGUUUUGGGCCUGCGCCACUGUGUAGCCUUAGGACUCUUAAGGCCAACAUUCAGGUUGGUCUCCAGCCAGGCCAAGCUGAGAAGCUGUCCUCCAAAGAUCCAGACUGGAUGACCAGCGGCAAGUAUGCUGUCAUUCAGUUCUACUGCCCAAAGUCAGAACAGUAAGACUGACCUCAGGAUCUCACCCAGAAGAUGUGGAUUCACAUGAACAGUAAAAAGUACCAUAAGCAGGACUUUAAGCCAUAAGACCAUUAAGUUUCAUGAGGUUGUUAAAUGGUGUUUUUGUUCCUCAUGGUGGGUUAGCACUUAUGUUUGAUAAUGGAAUGCACAGUAACAAAAAUAUUUGCUAAAUUUUUUCACUACAAAUUAGUAUCAUGUCAUAGUUCAAAUGUCAGCACUUGGAUCUAAAUAUAUCCCAUAAUUUUAACACAAUUGUUUGAAUUUAUCGUGAGAGUUGAAAAUCAAGGUUUCUUUUCAUUCCAACUAGCUUAUGUAUUGUGCAUUUUAUCUCAAAUAGCUUAUGUGUUGUGUACAAUGUAUUAAGUCGUUAUGUUUACAGGUCAGUAUAGAUGCAGUUAACAAUUACUGAGUAAGAUUUGGGCUUUAUAAAUCUCCACCAUAGAGCCCCAAUACUUUCGUUUUUGCAUGCAGUUGAGGAGAGUGAUGAUCAACGUAAUAUAUACUUAUUUAUAUUUUAAUUCAACUCAGGUUGUUUUACUGUUAUUGAUAUGCAUGCAUCAAAACAUGGCAAAAAAUUACCUAAGGCAGAACUCAGCAUUCAGCUAAGGCAGAUCACAACAUCAUUUGAUUAACUGUUUUGCUCAGUGUGAGAGAUGGUAGACCGUUAUUUGGGCAGUGAAACAGUAAUCGUGAUGACGUGUGCUUGUUUUGUUCAACAUGGCAACCCAGACCUCUGUAUCAUCAGCGAUUAAAAAAAAAAUGGAUGUCUCGGCACAUUACUAUGUCAUCUAAAUCGUCAGUGUCAGAACCUCAGAAUUGAUGCUUACUGAAUUCUUCUCAGUUCUGCUGGGGGAAACGAUAACAUUUUCACUCAUGGGUUUGAUUUAAUAAAGAACUGCAUUGACUGGC
Molecule: messenger RNA, 2498 nt
Organism: Chelmon rostratus (copperband butterflyfish)
Lineage: Eukaryota; Metazoa; Chordata; Actinopteri; Chaetodontiformes; Chaetodontidae
Gene: dcph1
Product: acidic residue methyltransferase 1
Exons: 5
Coding region: 219-1574 (451 amino acids)
Biological process (GO): DNA damage response
Cellular component (GO): cytoplasm; nucleus
Molecular function (GO): phosphatase activity
Source: RefSeq, a predicted model, not a curated record